AUGGAAUUCCACAUAAAAAAGCGCGACAAUUGCCGCAUCAACGAAGUAACCAAAAUUCUGAAACCAGUGAAAUUCGUUCCGAAUCGGUACGGUGAUCGUUUUAUUCCCCGACGUUAUGCCCAAACCAGUUCCACUCGUUUCAAGGCGGAAUGCAAAACCGAUCGGAAAACCGAUCUGAUGCGUAUGAAGGAGCGGAAAGGCUACUGGAAGUCCCAUUCCUUUGCGGCGAUGUUCAACGAUAUGUUCAAUCUGAAUCCGGACACGGAUAAGAUUCUUAACUUUCGAGACGCCACCAAUCAGGAGAUUUGCGAGAAGCUAAAGAUUAGACAACCGUUUGAAACUUAUAUGGAACCGACAUACAGAAAUGUACACAAAUUGGACUGGAGUUGUAAGCCGCGAUCGAAGCCCCUUUCCUUCAUCGAGUCAGUGCACGAUCUGCCACGAAUAAAGGUGGAGUACACGAACAUUAUCGACUGGUCGGCCAAAGGUCAGAUCGCAGCGAUCUUCAGUAAGAAGCUUGUUAUUUGGACUCCAAACACCGAAGAAACGAUCGCCUACUGUGCUCUUCGUACAACCGGUAUUGCGUUCAACCCAAUCGGGGACACGUUGGCUAUGGCAACCUUCUCGCUGUCGAGGCCAAUCCUGCGUCUGAUCAGCAGAUUUCAUCCGAACGUCAAGGCCAAUGUUUCGAAAUUGAAAGUUUUUGAAUAUAUCGAGUGUGAUAUUAGCUGCUUGACCUGGGACAGCACCGGACAAUUCAUCGCAUGUGGGCUGGGAAACGGGCAGAUCGUUAUCGUGCGUGCAAAGGAUUUCGAGCACACGAAUCGCGAUUGUGUUCUUCAUAGGCACAGUGCACGGGUCUUAGCAAUCAAGUACUCGCCAACAUCGAAAUACCUUGCAUCUUCAGAUGAGUCCGGCCACUUGUACAUCUGGAGCUGGAACAACUGCCAGCUGAGCCCGCUGACAGUCUGGGUCAGCAGCGACGAUGCUGCCCUCUUUGACUGGCACCCGUGGCGCGAAGACGAGAUCAUUAUCGCUGAUAUGGAACCCGUUACGAUCGCCCUGUUUCACGUUCCCAGUCGCAAGGUGCUCUCGUUCCAUCGCCGGCCGAACGCGGACUGCUACAUUACGGCCCUGGCAUUCAACAAAGUUUCCGGCGAGCUGGUGGUUUCCUAUUCGUAUCCUGGUGGUAAACUACCCGACAUUCUGGUGCUGGCGUCAAUGGACCGCGUGGUAGACGUCAUGGAGAAUCACGAAGAUAUGGUGGGACACCUUCUGUGGAGCCCGGACGGCAAACAACUAGCAAGCGCCGGCUACGACGAAGCGCUGACCAUUUGGAAUUUCUUCGGAAGCUCUCCGACCAACAAGAAAAUGAACCCACGACCCGCAACGACCGGCUAUCAGCAGCGAAACCGUAUCAAGGAACCGAUGGGCGGCUUCGAUUAUACCUUUCUCUACAAACCGAUCCGUUAG
This is a messenger RNA of Sabethes cyaneus, 1473 nucleotides long. RefSeq names its product protein cortex (gene cort). Gene Ontology annotation, cellular component: anaphase-promoting complex. The transcript is spliced from 6 exons. Gene Ontology annotation, biological process: anaphase-promoting complex-dependent catabolic process; positive regulation of anaphase-promoting complex-dependent catabolic process; positive regulation of ubiquitin protein ligase activity. Gene Ontology annotation, molecular function: anaphase-promoting complex binding; ubiquitin ligase activator activity; protein binding. The record is from RefSeq and is a predicted model, not a curated record. Lineage: Eukaryota; Metazoa; Arthropoda; Insecta; Diptera; Culicidae. Bases 1 to 1473 code for a protein of 490 amino acids.